Molecule: messenger RNA, 893 nt
Organism: Musa acuminata subsp. malaccensis (wild Malaysian banana)
Lineage: Eukaryota; Viridiplantae; Streptophyta; Magnoliopsida; Zingiberales; Musaceae
Source: RefSeq, a predicted model, not a curated record
AAUGGAGACCAUGAAGGUGAAGAGGAUCUCAGGAAUAGCCAAGGCAGUGGGAAUAGCACUUUGUGUGGCCGGAGUGGUGAUGACUGCCCUCUACAGAGGCUCUUACAUCCAUCCCCUGAACCUCCAUGGCUCCUCCGGCCGCCACACAAGUCCAACACACCAGAAGGCAGCUCUGCCAAAGACCACCUGGAUCAAAGGCACCCUUUUCAUGAUCACCUCCAACAUAACCUGGGCAUUGUGGCUUGUCUUACAGGGGAUGUUGCUGAAGGAGUACACUUCCAAGCUUCUCUUCACAACACUCGAGUGCCUCUUCGGCACAUUUCAGUCGCUGUUUGUUGCGAUAGCAUUCGAGAGGGACAGCUCCAAGUGGAAGCUGCAGUGGGAUAUGGGCCUGCUUGCCAUCCUCUACAGUGGGUUUGUGGUGACAGGAGUUUGUUUCUAUUUGCAAACAUUUUGUGUCGAGAAGAAGGGCCCUGUGUUUUCGGCAAUUUUCACACCUCUAAAUAUUGUUUUCACCAUGAUAUGUUCAUCUGUUUUCCUAGGAGAGAUGAUUUCUGUGGGAAGGUGUGGGGCCUACGCAUACCUGUAUUUUAGGUGGACUUCUUAUGGUUGGAGGCCUUUAUGGAGUACUAUGGGGAAAGAACAAGGAAAGAGCUCUCUGUCAGGUCUCAAUCGAAGAAGGAAAGGCAGCACAUGCAGGAGAAGGAAGCAACAUGGCCUGAACUAUUUUGAUGUUAUUUCUACUUUGAAACAUGAAAGAAAUCCUUGUGUUGAAGAAAUCAAGAGUUGGAAGUGCUACCAAAUGAAAUCUGCAGCUAAAUUUUGAGUUCAUGUUGAUCAACCAAACAGCCAUGGUUUAUGAAUCAAAACAGUGAAGAAUUUUGUUUUUUGUA